Molecule: messenger RNA, 992 nt
Organism: Prorocentrum cordatum
Lineage: Eukaryota; Dinophyceae; Prorocentrales; Prorocentraceae
Source: the annotation of a GenBank genome assembly
AUGAGGGGGGGACACGCCCGACGUAAGCCUAGCCGGAAGCAGCGGAUCCGUGGAGGCCUCGCCGCCCUCCGAGGGUGGACGGCGCCCGCGUGGGCCCCGACCGCCGCGCCCCGGGGCCCGGAGGAGCUGGCGCUGCCUGCGCCCUACGAGCUCGAGGUGACCGGCCUGCCCGCGCGGACCUCCGCGGAGGAGCUCCGCGCGGAGCUCGAGGCGCAGUUCGGGCCCGUGCUCGCCGCGCGCGUGCUCCCGCCCGCCGCGGAGGCCCCGCGGGCGCCCGCGCGCGUUCGCGUCGCCUUCGCCGACGCGGCCUGCGCCGACGCCCUGAUUCGGCUCUGCCACCAGAGGCGCGGCGUCGCCGUGCGCCACGUCGUGCGCGUCGACAGGCCGCUGCCGGCGGGCUUCGAGGACCGGGGAGGCGACGAAGACGUCGACGACGACGACGACGACGACUGCGAGGACAAGAUCUUCGAGGACUGCCACGGCCGCCUCUGGGCGGAGAGGCCCUGCGGCGCCCUGGAGCGCUACGUGUGGGGCGUGCCUCUGCACCGCGGCCCGGGUGCGCUGCCCCUCUGGGCCGGCGGGGAGCUGCGGCUGGCGGGCGUGGUCCCCUGGCAGCUGACGGAGCGGCCGCGGGCCUCGGCCCGCUGCGCACGCUGGCCGAGCACCGGGGCGCCGCCCGGAGGUGCCGGCAGGCCGGGGGCACGGCGUGGUCGUGCGAGCUGUGCGGCGUGUGGGGCCUGUCGUCGGCGGCGGACCUCGAGGCGCACGACGCCGGCAAGAUCCACCGGAAGCGUGUGCUGCUCGAGGAGCGCUGGGAGGCGGCGCGCGCGCGGGGCCCGAGGGCCCCCGAGAGGCCGGUGGUGGCCGCCGCCGCACGGGGCAGUUGCUGCCACUGCCUGGCUGGCAUCACCGCCCUCUGUGCGGGGGCCUGCGGGGCUCUGGGGCGCGCGCCGGGCGCGCCCGCGGCAGCGGCUGAGACCGCGGGCGGAACG